CCUCUCAGCCCAUCUCACUGCGCAAGCCUGAGGCUCGGGUUCAUGGGUGACCUCACAAUCCCCAGGCUGGUGGCCAGUGCACGGCCAGGCCACCGUUCUCAGUCCACCAUGGUCACCAUCUUGUGGAUACUGCUCAGCUUUGCGCUCCCAUUGUCCAGCCUCCACGUCUCUGUCAGCUGUCCCCAGGCCAAGGAAUGUCAGCUGGCCCUCCUCUCCCAAAACAGCGUCCUCUUGGAAUGCAGCACCCCCACGCCGCACUGGUCCUUCUCUGAGGUAGACAAAGAUGGCGAUCCCGUCGGCCUGGCCGGUGAUUUCAGUGUGGUAGAGGGCCCACGCGGUGGUCUGCUCAUUCCAAACCCGUCGCCCCUCAACACAGGCCUCUACCAAUGCCGGGAUGAGAAUGGAACCGAAGUGGCCAGUUACAGGAUCGAUUUCCAGGACAUCCACAGACUGCAUACCACACACCUCCAGCUGGGUCAGAAGCCCCUGAUGAACACGACCCUGAGCCUGGGCCACAAUGAGAUGGCGUACACACGGUGGGAACCCUGGCAGGAGUGCAGCAGCUGCGGAAAGCCGGGCGAGCGCAAGCGCCUGGGCUACUGCUACAUUAAGGAGCCCCUGGAGGAGUCGGUACCCUGCGGCCUCUACCUGGGAGGGCAGAGGAUGCACUACUUCCACUUAAGGCCCGAGAUGCAGGUGGAAUCCUGCCUCGUGAGUUGCCGGCCCGCUCCGACCCGCGGCGGCGGAGAUUACGUCGUCUUUGACAGUUUCACGGUCAUGGAGGAGUCGGAGUCUGCGUGGCUCACCUGUCCCACGGCGUCCAUCUACAGGCCCGUCCACUGGGAAGCCAACAACACCGCUCUGACUUGGCACGACCAGCUGGCUGCCGGCAAGUACAGCAGCACCAUCAUGGACCUCCACAGCGGCGGCCAGAAGCUGCAGGUCUUCCAGCCAGCCAUUUACAGAUGUUUCGUGCAACAGGAGCUCGUGGCCCAGUUCAACCCCACGGCCUCUGUGGAUCAGCUGGAGGCUGAGAGACAGCCCAGAGCCCAGUGGCUGUGGCAGUCCAGGGCCCAGCCGGGCAAGGCGGACUCCGUGCUCAGGGGUUUGAAGCUGCUGCUGCUGGUUGUCUUUGUGCUGGCCGUGGGGGGGCUUCUCCGUAAGGUGGUCUUCCGUCCUCCCCGUGGCAAGAAGAAUCAGGUCCUCCUGGUGAAAUAAACUGAGCCCUCCGUGUCCAAGGGAACCGGUCUCUCCGCUGUUCUGCCCCUUAGCUCUCCAUUAGCUUUAGCCAUCCGUGGGAGCCCCACACUGGG
Messenger RNA from Psammomys obesus (fat sand rat), 1313 nucleotides. Its product is annotated as protein FAM187B-like. The record is from RefSeq and is a predicted model, not a curated record. NCBI's taxonomy places the organism in Eukaryota, Metazoa, Chordata, Mammalia, Rodentia, Muridae. The transcript has 2 exons. The coding region runs from base 43 to 1218 and encodes 391 amino acids.